AUGCCUAUCAGGUAUGGGAAAGCUGCUAUUGGUCUGGCCCAUCUGCUUCUUGUCCUGUCACUUGUGAUAUUUGCAAAGGGAUUCUUCCCACACAAGGCGUUUCUGCCAGGUCUGGCGACAUGGCCUCAGGGACUCGACAUCGUACCCAGAUCAGCUCCGUUUGACCGAGUCAUCUUUAUGGUCGUCGACGCGCUCCGCAGCGAUUUCGUCUAUGGCAACGCAUCAAGCUUUGCCUUUACCCAAGGUUUGAUCCGGUCUGGUGCAGCCCUGCCGUUUACUGGCCAUGCAAGUGCGCCGACCAUCACCAUGCCGCGGGUCAAGGCUAUCACGACAGGGUCCGUACCAAGCUUCGUAGAUCUGGUUCUUAACUUUGCCGAGUCAGAUACGACCUCGACCUUGAAGGAUCAGGACUCAUGGCUGGCGCAGCUCAGAGCAAAAGGUGGCAAGCUGGUCAUGUAUGGGGACGACACGUGGCUGCGGUUGUUCCCUGAUUUCUUCGACCGAGCAGAUGGGACUACUAGCUUCUUCGUCUCUGAUUUCACCGAAGUCGACAACAACGUCACAAGGCAUAUCCCUUUCGAACUGGCACAGGAUGACUGGUCUGCCAUGACCAUGCAUUUCCUUGGCCUCGACCACAUAGGGCACAAGACUGGUCCAAGAGGCCCCAAUAUGCCGGGCAAGCAAGCGGAAAUGGAUGGGAUCGUAAGACAGAUAUACACGGCCAUGGAGAACAGCCACCAUCUCCAGUCGUGUCUGCUGGUGUUGCUUGGUGACCACGGGAUGAACGAAGGGGGCAACCACGGCGCAUCGUCUCCCGGGGAAGUCUCGACUGCACUCACAUUCAUCUCGCCCAAGUUGAAGUCUGCGUUCGAAGGACAGACAAGUCCGAUUGACAGUACAGUCGACUACAAGUACUACGAUGUCGUCCAACAGUCAGAUAUUGUCCCAACCCUCGCGGCACUCUUGGGAUUCCCUGUCCCGCAGAACAACCUCGGUAUCAUCAUACCACGCUUGUUGGAGCUUUGGACCGUUCAGCAGGACCAGUACGAUCUGCUCUUCGAAAAUGCGGAGCAGAUAUAUCGCAUCUCACAGGCAACGUUUCCUAGCAACUUCGCAGCCCAAAUGGUUGACCAGGGGUGUUCAGCAACGACACAGGAUGAUGCCGAGAUCAUUGUGUGCCUCUGGAGACAGGUGCUAGAAGACUAUGAGGCCGGCCACGGAGCGUAUUCAAGCAGCUCAAUGGCCCAUCUGAGGUCAUUCCUCAGCAAAGCUCAAACACUCCUCAGCGGUACGGCCAGCAACUACGACCUGCGCAGCAUGCAAGUCGGCAUCGGGCUGGGCGUACUUGCACUGACCCUCUGUCUGCCUAGCUUUACACAGGGGCUACGGGCUGGUGGCUUCGAGGGCGUAGCCUUGGUAUCCAUAAUGGCGCUAUACGCCAUCACCAUGUUCGCCAGCAGCUACGUCGAGGAAGAGCAUCAAUUCUGGUAUUGGGCUCUCGGUGCAUACUUGAUCAUUCUGUACUUCAAAGGCGGCAGAUAUGCGAUCAGCCCCGAAAGCGCUGUGACAGGCUCGACGCAACCGGCCCUCGCGUACAUGUUGUUCGGCCUGGUCCGUAGAUGGAGACAAACGGGACAGAAAUACGCCGGCGAUCCCGAUAUUCUCAGCGAAGUCGUCACGCCGAAUCCAUCGCUUCUUUGGGUUCUCGUCGUCCUCACCUAUGCCCUGUUGUCGACCAAUCUCAGUCGAAGGGCUGUAACCUGGACGGGCGCAAGGCAAAUGGGCCUUUUGCCCGCCUUGGUGUCCACCUCGGCGUUUCUCUUCAAGAUCGCGUUCACGGCCGCCGAUGCGCCAGAGCUGCUGCAAGCAUUUCCUAUCUUCGGCCCGCUCGUGUCAUUUGUCUCGCGCUACCCGCUGGUAAACCUGGCCAGGGUCGUGUUCCUAGGGCUGGCUCACCUCCUCGCCUGUGCGGUCUACUACGAAAAGCCAUGGAAGAGCGCCCGGCAGCUGCAGUCCUUUCUGACCGCGUUCCAGGAUGUGCUCUCGAUCUUUCUCAUUACGCAGUCCCGCACUGUGUACAUCCCGCUGUACUUGUUCUUCAAUCUUCAGUUGUACUUAUUGCGCCGCGGACGGAGAUACUCGGUCGGCGAACUUGGGAUUCUAGCUCUGCUCUUUCAAUACGCGUCGUUCUUCGCCAUGGGCGGCACAAACUCCAUUGCGACCAUCGAUCUCUCCAAUGCCUACAACGGUGUCAGCGGGUACAAUGUGGUCGCAGUGGGGAUUUUGACCUUUGUCAGUAACUGGGCGGCGCCGAUCUGGUGGGCCUUUGCAGUGUGCCAGUUAUUCAGCGUGGUCGACCUCAGCAAUGGGGGGUAUUCAUUUCUGUUGACUGCUCUGGCGACAUUCUCCUGCGUCCAUGCACUCGCCGUCAUGGUCGCCUGCACCUUUCUUCGCGAACAUCUCUUCAUCUGGACCGUCUUCUCGCCAAAGUACCUGUAUACAGCUGCUUGGGUGGUGGGCCAGCAUACCAUCAUCAACACCAUGGGACUCGGAAUGCUGUUGUGGCAGGGUGAUAGGUAG
This is a messenger RNA of Capronia epimyces CBS 606.96, 2580 nucleotides long. RefSeq lists its product as uncharacterized. Lineage: Eukaryota; Fungi; Ascomycota; Eurotiomycetes; Chaetothyriales; Herpotrichiellaceae. Gene Ontology annotation, cellular component: endoplasmic reticulum membrane. The coding region runs from base 1 to 2580 and encodes 859 amino acids. The transcript has a single exon. The record is from RefSeq and is a predicted model, not a curated record. Gene Ontology annotation, biological process: GPI anchor biosynthetic process.